AUGCUGUCUAGAAAAUCUUUUUUAUUCAACCCUUGUCUCUAUAGAUUUUGCUCAUUCCGAGAAGAGUAUGACACCUUCGGACCAAUCAAAGUCAAAAGCGACAGACUUUGGGGAGCCCAAACCUAAAGAUCAAUCUAAAACUUCGAUAUCUGCAGAGACACCGAUAAGAUGCCUCUCCCAGUCAUCAAAGCUUUCGGAAUACUCAAAAAAUCAGCAGCCAUCGUAAAUAAAAGAUAUGCACUCAAACCUGAAAUUUCCGAUGCCAUAGCCAAAGCUGCAGAUGAGGUUAUUGCUGGAAAAUUGAAUGAUCACUUCCCAUUGGUCGUUUGGUAAACAGGUUCAGGCACAUAAUCAAAUAUGAAUGCCAAUGAAGUCAUUGCCAACAGAGCCAUCCAAAUCUUAGGAGGACAAAUUGGCGGUAAAUUAGUGCAUCCCAACGACCAUGUCAACAUGAGUCAAUCCUCAAAUGACACAUUCCCAACAGCCAUGCACAUUGCAACCGUCAUUCAAACCAACUAAGUAUUGAUCCCAGGAUUACAAACACUAUUGACAAGUCUUGAAAGAAAGGCUAAAGAAUUCGAAAAGAUCAUCAAGAUCGGCAGAACACACACUCAAGAUGCCACUCCUUUGACUUUGGGACAAGAAUUCAGUGGAUAUGCUCAAUAAGUGAGAAACAGCAUCGAAAGAGUCAAAACAGCUCUUCAUUAAGUUCAAUAUUUGGCUUAAGGAGGAACAGCUGUUGGAACUGGAAUUAACACUUAUGUUGGAUUUGCUGAAGCCAUUGCCGAUUAAGUCAGCAAAGAAACAGGAUAUGAAUUCAAAACUGCCCCCAAUAAAUUUGAAGCCUUGGCUUCUCAUGAUGCCUUGGUAGAUUUCCAUGGAACAUUGAAUGCUGUUUCUGUUUCCUUAAUGAAAAUUGCUAAUGACAUUCGUUUCUUAGGUUCAGGCCCCAGAAGUGGUUUGGGAGAAUUGAUCUUACCAGAGAACGAACCAGGAUCAUCAAUUAUGCCAGGAAAAGUCAAUCCUACUUAAUGCGAAGCCUUGACAAUGGUCUGUGCUUAAGUUAUGGGAAAUCAAGUUGCUGUUACUGUAGGUGGUUCAAAUGGACAUUUUGAAUUGAAUGUUUUUAAACCAGUUAUUAUCCACAAUGUACUCCAUUCAGUCAGACUCUUAGGAGAUGCUAGUGUGUCAUUCACUAAGAAUUGCGUUGAUGGAAUUCAAGCAAAUACAAAGAAGAUUGAAGAAUUAAUGAGUUAAUCCUUAAUGCUUGUGACUGCUCUCAACCCAUACAUUGGAUAUGAGAAGGCUGCCAAAAUUGCCAAACAUGCUCAUAAACAUCAUUAAACUUUGUUAGAGGCUGCCUUAGAACUUAAAUUAUUAAAUGAGGAAUAAUUCAAAUAAUGGGUUAAACCUGAAUCCAUGAUUGGCCCAUAAGAAUAUACACCCAAAAAAUGA
Messenger RNA from Paramecium tetraurelia, 1455 nucleotides. RefSeq lists its product as uncharacterized. Lineage: Eukaryota; Ciliophora; Oligohymenophorea; Peniculida; Parameciidae. Gene Ontology annotation, biological process: fumarate metabolic process; malate metabolic process; tricarboxylic acid cycle. The transcript is spliced from 5 exons. Gene Ontology annotation, molecular function: fumarate hydratase activity. Gene Ontology annotation, cellular component: mitochondrion; tricarboxylic acid cycle heteromeric enzyme complex. The record is from RefSeq and is a predicted model, not a curated record.